Messenger RNA from Zasmidium cellare ATCC 36951, 1683 nucleotides. RefSeq lists its product as uncharacterized. The transcript is spliced from 4 exons. Gene Ontology annotation, molecular function: carboxylic ester hydrolase activity. The record is from RefSeq and is a predicted model, not a curated record. Bases 1 to 1683 code for a protein of 560 amino acids. NCBI's taxonomy places the organism in Eukaryota, Fungi, Ascomycota, Dothideomycetes, Mycosphaerellales, Mycosphaerellaceae.
AUGGCUCCUCUCAAACGAGCUAUCGUCACGUCUCUGGCCUUGGUCUGCGCAUCAACCAACGCCUUCCCAACAGCAACAACCCUCAACGGAACGUACACCGGCCUCCACAACGCAACAACCAACCUCGACUACUUCCUCGGCAUCCCCUACGCCCAGCCCCCGAUCAACGCCCUCCGCUUCCGCAACCCCGUCCCCCUCAACACCUCAUGGACCGGUACGCACACCGCCCAAGCCCUCGGAAACAGCUGCAUCGGCUACGGCAGCGACAUGGCCGGCCUGACUCUCUCCGAAGACUGCCUGAACCUGAACAUCGUUCGUCCAGCGGGGAGUUUCUCCGAACCACUCCCUGUUGCGGUGUGGUUCUACGGAGGAGGGUACUACGAGGGGUCUGCGAACCGACCGGCCUAUAAUCAGACGAGAUUCGUGGCGAAUUCGGUGGAGAUGGGGUUGCCUGUUAUUGGCGUGGGGUUUAAUUAUCGGUUGACUGCGUUUGGGUGGCUUUGGAGCGAGGAAACGCAGGCGUUGGGUGAUACGAACAUGGGGCUGAGGGAUCAGAGACUGGUGCUCCAGUGGAUUCAGGAGAAUAUCGCGGCUUUUGGGGGUGAUCCGAGGAGAGUUACGAUUUAUGGGGAGAGUGCGGGUGGGAUUUCGAUUGGGAAGCAUCUUAUGGCAUAUGGAGGCCGCGACGAUGGGCUCUUUCACAACGCCAUCCUGGAAAGCGGCGGUCCCCUGGAGAAGUGGCCGUAUGGCUUCACGAACGCCACGGAGUACAUGCUGACUGUCUACAACAACCUGACCGACGCAACAUGCUGCUCCAACGCCACCAGCCCACUCGAAUGCUUGAGAUACCUCCCCUUCUCCGCCCUCAACGCAGCCUUAAACAUCACCAACACGUGGAUAGCCGGCACAGGCCUCGGCCCCUUCAUCGCCACCCUCAACAACGAUAUCCUCCUCCAACCCGCCACCACCCAAAUCUCCACCGGCGCCUUCCUCAAAGUCCCCAUCCUCUACGGCACCAACACCGACGAAGGCACCGCCAUCGCCCCGGCAGGAAUCAACACGGACGGCGACUUCGCCCGCGAGAUCUCCAAAGGCGGCCCUGACGUCCCCACCAUCGAAACCCUCCAACUCCUCUACCCGGACAUCAAUGCCAUCGGCAUCCCAGCGACGUACAACCCACUCCCAAAAACGCCCUCCUCCUACGGCGCGCAAUGGAAACGCGCCGCAGCCUACUGGGGCGACAUCGUCGAGCACGCGCCGCGUCGCGCCGUCACGACCGCGUGGGCGAAACACAACACCACGGCGUACAGCUACCGCUUCAACGUCCAGCCCGUCGGGAACGCGGACGCCAUCGGCGCGACGCAUUUCGCCGAGGUGGCGUGGGUGUUUGAUAACGUCGAUGGGGUUGGGUAUGAGAUCAACCCGUUUGGGGACGUGCAGAGGUAUAGGGAGUUGGCGGGGUUGAUGGGAAGGAUGUGGGUUUCUUUUGUGUGGUUUUCGGAUCCGUAUUGGCAUGGUUUGAGUGAUAUCCCGACCUGGCCGAAGUAUGAAGUCGCUGGCGCUGGGGUUGGGAGCAAUUUUGUCUUUGAGGGGAAUCGGUCUUCGUGUGUGGAGGUGGAUGAUUUUAGGGCGGCGCAGAUUCAGUACUUGAUUGAUGUUAUGCCAGGGCAGUUUCAUUACUGA